Messenger RNA from Xiphophorus maculatus (southern platyfish), 4364 nucleotides. It is a transcript of the gene kif3cb, whose product is annotated as kinesin-like protein KIF3B. The coding region runs from base 408 to 2717 and encodes 769 amino acids. Lineage: Eukaryota; Metazoa; Chordata; Actinopteri; Cyprinodontiformes; Poeciliidae. Gene Ontology annotation, biological process: microtubule-based movement. Gene Ontology annotation, molecular function: ATP binding; microtubule binding; microtubule motor activity. The record is from RefSeq and is a predicted model, not a curated record. The transcript has 8 exons.
UCGUCGCGCCAGGUCACAUGUCUGGUCUCCAUUGUCCGCAGAGCAGGGUGUGUACAGCGGGGAUGCUGCGUGGUCGGGUGUGGGAGUAGCUGGCUGGAUGAGUGGGUGUUUUCCCUUCAGCAGCGUCCUUAUUUCAUAUCUCCUUCCAUCGCUUGCUUCCUGGGAAGAUGCCCGGGACGGAAGAGAUGCAGCGCGGGGGUGAGGAGAAGCGGCCCGGGCUGACUUAGACGGGGCGUGUCUGUCGGUUGUUUUUGCUGCUGUCAUCGCCGCUGCACCUGCGUGGAGGAGAGGAACGACUGACUCAGCUCCCGGAGAAUGGCUAUGUAACUCGGUGAGGGAAAUUAGCGGCAUAAACACUAAAUGAUCGAGAGAGAGAGAGAGAGAGAGAGACAGAGAAAGAAAGAAAAAUGUCUGCGGGCAAACACUGCGAGGCGGUCAGGGUGGUGGUCCGUUGCCGGCCGUUCAGCAGGAGAGAGGAGACAGCGGGGUGUGAGAACAUCCUAGAGGUGGAUGACAGACUGGGGCAGAUCACCAUCAGGAACCCAAAGGUGCCACCUGAUGAGCCGAUGAAAGUCUUCACGUUUGAUUCGGUGUAUGGCUGGAACUCGAAGCAAAGGGAUAUCUAUGACGACGCUGUGAGACCUCUGGUGGAGUCUGUGCUCCAUGGCUUCAACGGCACCAUCUUCGCCUAUGGGCAAACCGGGACUGGCAAAACCCACACCAUGCAGGGGGCGUCGAAGGACCCGGAGAAGAGGGGCGUCAUCCCCAAUUCGUUCGAGCACAUCUUCACCCAGAUAUCCAGAAGCCAGAACCAGAAGUAUCUGGUGAGGUCGUCCUAUCUUGAGAUCUACCAGGAGGAGAUCAGGGAUCUCCUAUGCAAGAACAACAACAAGAGGCUGGAGCUCAAAGAGAAUCCGGACUGUGGGGUUUACGUGAAGGACUUGUCUUCGGUGGUGACAAAGAACGCCACCGAGAUCGAGCAUGUCAUGAACAUUGGAAACCAGUCCAGGUCGGUGGGCUUCACCAACAUGAACGAGCGCAGCUCCAGGUCCCACGCCAUUUUCCUUGUGACUGUAGAAUGCAGCGAAAGAGGCCCGGACGGCGAGGACCACAUCCGUGUUGGAAAGCUAAACAUGGUUGACUUGGCUGGAAGCGAGCGCCAGAGCAAGACGGGCGCCAAGGGGAAGCGUCUGAAGGAGGCGGCCAAGAUCAACCUGUCCCUCUCCGCACUGGGGAACGUCAUCUCAGCCCUGGUGGACGGGAAGAGCACCCACGUCCCGUACAGAGACUCCAAGCUGACCCGCCUGCUUCAAGACUCUCUGGGUGGCAACGCAAAGACAGUCAUGAUCGCAACAGUUGGGCCCACUCACAAGAGCUUCGACGAAACCCUGGCGACCCUGAGGUACGCCAGCAGAGCCAAGAGAAUAAAGAACAAGCCCCGAAUUAACGAGGACCCCAAAGAUGCCCUGCUGAGGGAGUUCCAGGAGGAGAUCGCACGCCUGAAGGCUCAGCUGGAGGAGCGGGGGAUGCUGGCAAAGGAGAGGCGCCGGAGGAGGAGAGACAGCAAGAGACUGAGCAAAAGCCUGGCGGGUAUGGAGGAGGAUAUCCUUUGCGAGAAGGAUGGAAACGUGUGGAAGGCGGCCGAGGAGGCAGAAGAAGACGGGAGGCAUUGCCUGAUUGAGGGGGGUGACAGUGCCAAGAUUCUGACCUGCCAGGGUGGCAGUGAGAAACUGAGGAACCUAAAUCUGUACAGAAGAAGUCUGGGGGACAUGCAGUGGGAUCAAGACGCGGUGGAGAAAAUCAUUGAGAAAUACAAGGCCAUGGAGAGCAAGCUGUUGGUCGGUGGAAAGACUAUCAUUGAUCACACCAAUGAACAGCAGAAAAUACUGGAGCAGAAAAGACAAGAAAUAGCAGAACAGAUAAGGAGAGAGAGAGAGAUCCAGCAGCAGAUGAUGUUGCAAGAUGAAGAGACCUUGGAAAUCAGAGAGACGUUCUCCUCCCUGCAGCAGGAGGUGGAACACAAGACAAAGAAGCUGAAGAGGCUGCAUGCUAAACUCCAGCUGCUGAGGGGAGAGAUGAAAGACAUUUUUGACGAGCACGUCACAACCCGACAAGAACUGGAAGAGACUCAGGAAGAGCUAACCAGAGAACUCAAGUACAAAUAUCUUCUGAUUGAGAAUUUCAUUCCCCCCGAGGAAAAGAACAAGAUCAUGAACAGGCUGCAGUUUGACUGCGAGGAAGAUCAGUGGUGGCUACAACCAGUUAUUCCUUCAGAGAGUACACCCACUCAGGUCAAGAGACGGCCUCUUUCUGCUGUGGGAUACAAGAGGCCAAUCAGCCAAUAUGCACAGAUGGCUGUUGCCACCACUACUGGGAUCCCAUUUAGAUACCAGGCAGAAAACGUCAUGCUGCUGGAGUUAGACAUGUCCCCACCAACCAUGUUCACCUUGAACCUAAACGGCGAAUGCCUGGAGAGAGCCUUCACCCCCAGGCUGCUGCCGGAUCUGUCGCUAAAUGUGCGUGCAAGAGGCGCGUCGUCUUCAAGGGUCAGGAAAUCCCAGUCCUGGUAUCAGGCACCACAAGCUGCAUCUGUCACAUCAUCCUCAUCCUCCACUAUGCUGACAUCAGAACCUCAGAGCUGCUCUUCCUCUCCGAGACAAAGACCGUCCUCUGCUGCAUAUCUUUCUUUGGGAGGACCAGACCAAUCAAGCCCCUGAUUUUCCGUUACAUUCUGUCUGCUGGCCUUAGUUCUUUAUGUGCCCGGUUAGAGAUGGAAGUUAAGGAGGAUCCAUUUGUAUUAAUUCAUUUUGAAGCUGAGUUUAUUUUAAAAAAAUAACAAUUUAAAAAAAAAAACCCAUUAUCUGUUAGUUUGGGAGGUAACUAAAAGUAGAAUAGUUUAGCUGAACAUUUUUUGAUUUCUUAGUUUCAGCAUGGUAUACCUAAGCUUUUUUUUAAUUUGACCGAGUGAUUUUUGUUUUGCAGUCACGAUAAAAAUGCAAGUGCUUUUAUGCUUAAGGAAUCUCAGAUGAAAAUGAUCAAAUACUGGUCUUUUCACCCCUCUGACAUUUUUUAUUUAAUUAAUUAAUUUAUUUAUUUUUACCUUUUGGGUAAAAAAUGUACUGCAGGAUGUCUUUGUACUGAUUACUUGUCAAGUUAUACCCGACAGAGAUAUGUUUUUAGCCCACUUAUUUGAAAACUACUCCCAAAAAAUGACUCCAAAAAAUACUGCUUCGCAGAAUGGGGUCGCCUAGACCUAUUUUAGCUUGUUCAGGCGGCGUAGGGGUCAGAUUUCAGAAGAAUCAGCGGAACUAUGUAGGGAUCAAACCACAAUCAAUGGAAAAGGAAAGCAAUCCAAAUUCAAUUAAACUUUACUUGGGAUUUACUUUACUUUACAUUAGAAAUGUUAAAAUUGUUAGAGCGGAAAAAAUAUACAAUCAAACAAAAUGUACAAUCAGACAAAAUAUUUUAUUGUUUGGUAAAGGUAUGUCAUAAUACAGAUUUAAUGUGCAACCAUUAAAUCACUAGUCAUCAGAAAGUCUUUUCUCCUCUAUUAAUCAUUAUUAUUUCUAAACAAUUAGGAAUGUUUUUGCACGGUGACCAAGUGGAAAGGUACUAAUUGUAAUCUUAAAGUAAUUGUUGCAAUUGUCAAUCUAAGAAAGAUACAACAGCGCUUUCUUGACGAAAAAAAAAACAAAACACAAUGACAUACCUGAACAUCUCGUAGCAUCUGGAACAAUGCCUUUUAGAUGUGUAACUGUUAAGCAUGGUGGUGGAGAGGUGAUGAUGUGGGCUUGCUUGUUGACAUCACAUCUCGAGUGCGCAAAGCUGCAUCCGAACCACCCACCAAACGUCUGGAACAAAAUCUAUUCUUGCCUUAAAUGCUCCCAAAAAGAGGAAGAAAAAAAAAAUAGUUGCGCACCUUUCAGUGACUCUUUGUAGCAAUGUUUUUAAGAUGCACUCAAUGCUUUAGCAUUCUGUUUCAAUAUUCGCUUAAUAAAUAAUGUUUAAACAGAGUCGCUCAUCUCGGAUUGUAUUAACCAAAUUUUUAGAGCCAUGAUGGGUUUUUUUUAAUGUAUGGUUAUUAAAAUCUUGGAAUUGAAAGUCUGUAUGCUCACACAGUUGUAGAGAAAAGAAAAGAUGGCCAUGUCUCUGCCAAACACGUCAAGGCUGACCGAAUGGGAGAACACCCUGACGUAACCUGUGUGCUUUACGAUGUUUUGCUGCGGUGUUUGGCUAAUGUAAUUGUGAACCAAAAGUGUGAAGAAAGCUUGCAGUGCCGUCUUGAUUAGCUGCCUUACUUUUUCAUGAUUGUGAAAAGUCGACUUGCUUACAUAACUAAAUAAACACUGAAUAGUCUCGAAGUG